AUGGCAAACACCGUUGACGAAGGCAUUGCCAUUGUUGGCAUGGAAUCAUUCUGGGAUUUCCUCCUGAGCCAGCGCUGUGCCCGUGGCCCAGUCCCAGCCAGCAGAUUUAACGCCGCAGCCUUCUACAAUCCUCAGAAGGACCGGACCGGGUGCAUUCGUUAUACAGAGAGCUACUGUAUUAACAAUGAUCUCGAGGAUUUUGACAAUGGCUUUUUUGAGAUGACGAGUGCGGACGUCCAGACGCUAGAUCCUCAACAGCGCCAACUGCUCGAAUGCUGCUAUGAAGCUCUCGAGUGCGGGGGUAUUACCCUCAACCAGGUUGCAAAUACAAUGACUGGCGUCUAUAUUGGUAAUUUUGCCAGUGACUACGAGUCACUGGCGUUCAAAGAGCCUGAGAAAAUCGAGGGCAUGCAAGUUCUGGGUAUGGGGAGGACGACUGUGAGCAACCGCGUCAGCUAUCUGUACAACUUGAACGGACCAAGCGUCACCAUGGACACAGCUUGCUCCUCCACGAUGUAUGCUCUCCACUUCGCCGUUCAGGCUCUUCGCAACGGCGAGAUCCCAGCCGCGUUUGUCGGCGGCGUCAACCUUAUCUUGACGCUGGAAUACCAUUUUGCUAUUGGCCAAAUUGGCGCCUUGUCUCCAACCGCCAUGUGCCACGCCUUUGACGCGUCUGCUGAUGGCUACGCGCGGGGAGAGUCCAUCAAUGUUUUAUACUUGAAGCGGGUCUCUGAUGCGUUGAGAGACGGAGAUCCUAUUAGGGGGGUAAUUAGAGGUGUCUCUUUAACUGCGAAUGGCAAAAACAAUGGUAUCACCUUGCCUAGCGCAAUGGCGCAGGAGUUGUCUAUCCGAAAGGCAUAUGAACACUCGGGGCCUAUUGAUUAUAGCGCCGUUGGGUUCGUUGAAUGCCAUGGGACUGGAACGCCCAUCGGUGAUCCGAUCGAGACCACAGCGAUUGCGAACGUGUUUGAAGACAGUCGAGACUGGCAUGAUCCCAUCCUUAUCGGAUCAACAAAGCCUCAGGUAGGCCAUGGUGAGGCCGGGUCUGCCCUGACAAGUAUCAUCAAAGUCGUUCUUGCGAUGGAAAAAGGAAUUAUCCCCGGAACAAUCGGUAUUAACAGGCUGAAUCCAAAUCUGGAUUUGCGACGGGGAUGCCUGGCUGUCGUCGCCAAAAACACUCCCUGGCCUGCAAACAAAGCAAAGCGCGCAUCCGUCAACUCUACAGGGUACGGUGGCGCCAAUGGGCAUGUAGUGCUUGAAACUAUUGAGGAGUAUCUGAAAGGCUCAAAUGUGCUGCUGGAUACGCAGGUACAGCUCUCUAUCGACCCUUAUACGUCCAUUUUACAGGCACAGUUUUUACUCCCGAUCUCCGCCCACGAUGAGUACUCACUUUUGAGAAACUUGGAAAACGUAUCGGACGUAUUGCACAGUGGAAAAUAUGACAUUCAUGGGUUGCUCUAUACCUUAGCUGAGCGCAGGACUAGAUUUCCUUAUCGCGGCAUCAUACCCAUAACAAUUUCCAAUCAUGAGUAUGCCUUCGGCAAACCGUCAACGGGGAAGGCAAAUCUCGUUGUCCCCACGGUAGCUUUUGUUUUCACCGGGCAGGGGGCGCAAUGGGCGGGAAUGGGAAGAGAACUUCUAGAUAGUUUCCCUGCGGUUAAACGAGUUUUCUGGAGGCUAAAUAAAGCAUUAGCUCAACUACAGCCUGCUCCAGCAUGGAAACUCCAAGAGAUACUGCUUGAACCAGAAGAAACAAGCAGAAUUGGAGACGUUGCAUUUUCUCAACCAGUAUGUACGGCGAUUCAGAUCGCUUUAGUGGAUUUGCUCCGCGAAUGGGGAGUGAAUCCCGUAGCAACAAUUGGCCACUCAUCCGGUGAACUUGCUGCUGCAUAUGCUGCAGGGCUAAUUUCAGCGGAGAAUGCAAUUAUUGCAGCUUAUCUACGAGGCGUGCAUGCUACUUUGACGCAGGAACCGGGGGCUAUGAUGGCAGUGGCAAUGGGGGUACUAGAUGCUGAGAAUCUCCUUGCAGAGCUGGAUAUCCCUCCUGAAGAUGUUUGUGUUGCUUGCAUCAACUCUCACAAGAGCGUCACGCUUAGUGGAAAGCUACAGCCUAUUAAUAACCUACACAGUGUCUUGAAAGCGCGCUCCGUGCUGUGCAAGAAAUUAGCUACCGGAGGCAAAGCUUAUCAUUCUCCCAGCAUGAGGCCCGUGAUGAUUUCGUCGGUUAUCCUGGAACCUCUUCAACCAUCUGACAUUUCGGGUGCAUAUUGGCAGAGAAACCUGGAAUCCCCAGUUUUGUUUGACCCGGCAUUAAAAUAUCUGUUAGAGCUUACAUUUGGCCCUGAAGAUCGAUACGUGGACUGUCUGAUAGAGAUAGGGCCUCAUAAUGCUCUCAAGGGCCCCAUCAAUCAAAUCAUCAGUUCUCCGGAAGUCACCGAAUUAUGGAAAUCAAACCUCGGAAGUACACCAAAGAUAUCAUAUGAGUCCACUCUUGAAAGACAACACAAUGCAGAAGACGACAUGAUGAGACUCGCUACGAACCUUUUUAUGAAAGGCUGUUCAAUUGAUAUGCGUCAAGUCAAUGGUCAAGCUUCCUAUCGACCCGAAAAGCCUAUCGCUGGCCUACCAAUGUACCCCUGGAACCAUACAAACCCACACCCACUUAUUGUUACCCGUGCAACUAAGGACUAUAAGUUUGCUACCCAUCCAAGGCACGAUUUGAUUGGAAGCAGACUUCCAGGCAGUAAUCGACUGGAACCAAUCUGGCGAAACAAUCUCCGCUUGAAAGACGUGCCUUGGAUUAAAGAUCAUGUCAUUGGUAAUGCAGUCCUUGUCCCCGGAGUGGCGUAUAUUGCCAUGGCAAUCGAAGCUGCUGCUCAGUUUGCUGAAGACGAGACUCUUGGUGGCCCUGAUUUCGAGUUUGAGGAUGCAAAAUUCCACUUACACACUAUGGCUGUCAAAGCUGCAUUAGUUAUCGGUGCCAGUGGGACAGCAGACAUUAUGAUCAACCUGCGGCCAACUGACGCUUCGGCUGCACGUAACCGGUUUGAUUUCAAAAUUUGUUCUGUAACUGAUGACCGGUGGACAGAACACGCUAAUGGAUCCAUUUCCUACGAAAUCAUGCACGGCAAGCGGACAAUGAAGUCCUCUUUUGCUGACGAGACAGCCGAUCCCAUAUUUGAAGAAAAAAUUGGCAAGGACUCUUGGUAUGAUCGACUCAAGUAUCGAGGUUUCGAUUUUGGGCCUUUCUUCCGAGUUAUAGACGAAAUCGAGAUUCUACGCUAUGAGUCUCGUGCUCGAGCCAAAACGCCCAUUCUGAAGACUAUGGCUAAGGAUACCCCGCACGAAUCUCGGUAUGCAGUUCACCCUUUAACAAUUGAUGCAGUACUCCAGGGCCGUGUUGUUGCUGUUUACAAUAGCCGGGUAGACAAGGAAGAGGCGACCCAGAUCCCCGUGUUUGUGGAAGAUAUGGUAAUUUAUCCUGCCUCCUGGGCAAAAAACCAGACCGGUAUCAUUGACAGUGUUGCCUGGACCGAGGGUGCCCGAAGUGGUGGCUCUCACUCCAGGCUAGUAACUGAGGAUGGCUACGAGAUAAUUUCGACUAAACAUGUCAGAUGGCGCCAAUUCGAGAACCAGGGUAGCCAAGAAAAGUUGGCAAAGAGUACUGCACGAGAGCCAUACUAUCGACUACAUUGGAAACCAGAUGUUGAUUUUCUCAAUUCGGAGAAGGCCAAUGGCUUGUACCAUAGAGAUUUCAAGUCUCCCCUGGGGAUCAAAUACCUCGAUGAAAUCUACAAUAUUCGCAUUCGCCUAGAAACAGUGACUGUCCUUUACAUAUGCAAGACCCUUGAGCUUAUUAGCAAGGAAAACCUCCCUUCGGAUUCCUCAUUGCGGUGGAUCCACGCGUACUAUGACUGGAUGCGACAUGUUAGGGCUGAGGCGGCAGCUGGUAACAUGGUACUUUGCGAUGAUCAUGCUACACAGCUUGCCCCUGGUAUGCGAGAACGUCGAAUUGAGACCUUGCUAUCGGAACUUCCUUCAAACUUUCCCCAGCUAGAAUAUAAUAGAGUGGUGAUGGAAAACAUGAGCGGAAUCUUGAAUGGAACGACUUCUGGUGUGAAUUUGGCGGUUGAGGCCGAAGUCCUUGCUGGUGUUUAUGCUGACGGUUCGAUUCAUGAUGCUGCGCGUAAAAAUCUUCGAUCUCUAGUUGAUAACUUAGCCCAUAAAAACCCAACCAUGAAGAUUCUCGAGGUGGGUGCGGGGACAGGAAGCUGCACGUCUGUCGCUUUGGACAUUUUGAAUACCUACGACAAGAACAACGGGCACGCAAAGCGAUAUGCAGAUUAUACCUUUACUGAUAUUUCACCAUCCUUCUUUGAGAAGGCCGAGGAGAUGUUUUCGGAGUACUCUGCUAUAACCUUUAAGGUAUUUGAUGUCGAAAGGGACCCAGAAACCCAGGGCUUUAAGAACCAUGAUUACGACCUAAUUCUUGCAUCCAAUGUGCUUCAUGCACCUGGAAAUACAGAUAAAUUGCUCGCGAAUUGUUGCAAGCUCCUCAAGCCUGGUGGAAAGCUGGUCAUGCUCGAGAUCACCCAAACCGAGAGUCUCACACCUGUCCAAUUUGCGUUUGGUACUCUCCCUAGCUUUUGGGGCUGCCUUGAUGAUGCUGAUGGUGACCGUCCCCUGGGCCCGUUUAGAACGCUGCCAUCUUGGGAUGAACAACUUCGCCUCUCUGGUUUUAGUGGCUUGGAUUUGAUUCUGAGAGACUUCCCAGAACCCCUGGCACUUGAGAGUGUCAUGAUGUCAACUGCUAUUCACGCAUCAACUAGCAAUACGAUUGUCUCGGAAAUUGGUCCUGUAAUCAUUGUAAGUGGGAUAUCCUAUUUUAUGUGGACAACUGCUAACAUCGUUAAGGUGCACUCAGCUAGCCAGGCAGACUUAGCCCUGGCUAUUGCUCAGCUCAUUGAGAAAUCGGGAGGGAGUGUCAGAUAUAGCUCCAUGGCAAACCUUCCCGAGCUUGUUGACUCGAGUCAGCCACAAGGAUAUAUCGUUUUGGAAGAACUCGAUAAACCGAUUCUAAUUGAUAUGCAGCCAAUGCAGUUCGAAGGUUUUAAGAAGCUUGUCCGUACAGCCUCAAGCAUUCUCUGGGUUACUGCAGGGGACCUUAUGGCCGGAAAAAAUCCAUCAGCUGCCAUGGCCCACGGAAUCAAUACGGUCCUGAUGAAUGAAAAUUCAACGAAGAAUCUUAGAUUUGCUACCCUGGACCUUGACGAUGCCGCUAUCUCUGAAACUACGACAGCUGUUAAGCAUAUCGCGGACAUAUUCUUAUUGGUUGCAAAGGCGCAAUCAAGAGAAGAUUGUGAAACGGAUUUUAUUCUCAAAGACGGUGUCAUUUACAUAAGUCGUGUUGUUCCCGACGCUCAGCUGAACGAAGAAUUCAGGUUGGACAAUGGAGAUGGUCGCGUAGACCAAGAUUUCCCAACCUCUGGGAAUGUGCAGCUAGCCCUUGAAACGCCAGGUCUUCUCGACACGAUAUACUUCCGUGAGCAACCUACUUGCGACAUUGAUCUCGGCUCAGAUGAGCUGGAAAUUAAUGUUAAAGCCGUUGGCCUGAAUAUGAAAGACUAUGUUAUUGCUAUGGGAAAUUUCGAAAGCGUCAAGUCCAGCAUCGAAUCGACUGGGGUUGUAUCCCGCGUUGGUGCUAACGUUAAGAAUAUCAAACCUGGAGACAAGGUUAUAUGUUUCGAGCGAGGCCAUUAUGACACGUUCUUGAGAAGCCCCGUUGCCAAGUGUCUAAAGCUAAACGACGGUGAUGACUUGAUUGAAAUGGCUACAAUUGGCAUUGCACUUGGUACCGCAUUAUAUUCCCUGAGAUACCUAGCACAACUUGAAGCUGGAGAAACAAUUCUCAUUCAAGCUGCUACAGGCGGUCUGGGCUUGGCAGCAAUACAAUACUCAAAGCUCGUCGGAGCAGAAAUAUAUUCAACUGUUGGUACCCAAGCCAAAAAGGAAUAUUUGAUUAACGAAUUGGGGAUCCCAGAAAAUCAGAUCUUUUGGUCUCGCUCUCUUGACUUCAAGCAAAACCUGUUGAAAGAGACAAAGGGGAGAGGAGUUGAUGUAGUGCUUUCUACAAUCUCCGGCCCAGGCUUCUAUGAGGGCUUUGGCUGCCUGGCGCCAUGUGGAAGACUAAUUGAUGUGGGUAGAGGGAAUGUUUUGGACAAGGGAAAGCUGGGAUUGCAUGUUUUUGAUGAAAGCAUUAGUGUGUUCUCUUUCGACCUCAACUUCGUGCUCGAGAAAAAGCCUCAGCUUGCUUCACGACUUCUAGCAGAUAUGACGGAGCUCCUAAGGGGAAAGAAGAUCAAGCCAGUCAAAAUAGAUCGGACAUUCCACAUUACUGACCUGGAAAAAGCUCUUAGAUACUUUGGCCAAGGACAACAUAUCGGCAAGGUAGUAUUGACCUAUGGCCAAACUGAAAAUAAGGUCAAACUACAUGGAGCUCUAAAGCCCCGCGGAAUUCACGCCAACAACAGUUAUGUCUUAGCUGGCUGCCAUGGUGGCCUUGGGCACAGUAUUGCAGAUUGGUUGAUCGAGCACGGUGCCCGGAAUUUAGUGUUUUUGUCUCGUUCCGGGGAGAAAAAGCAAGAAAAUGCGUCCUUCAUAUCACGAGCAAAAGUGAGGGGCGUCAAUGUUGUAUCUCUGAGAGGAGAUAUAUCCAGGAUGGUGGAUGUGGAGGAGGCUGUUACUAGGGCAAUCUCGAUGGGCCCUUUGAAAGGAGUGGUGCAUGCUGCAAUGGUUUUACAGGAUGCGUUUUUUGAUACUAUGACUCUAGAAACUUUCAAUGCGGCUAUUCGCCCCAAAGUACACGGCGCCCUUAACCUGCAUAAAGCGACACUUGAUGCACAAGCCGAACUGGACUUUUUCUUCAUGACGAGCUCCACUGUGACUUAUGUUGGACAUAUUUCUCAAUCUAAUUAUGCGGCAGCCAAUGCAGUUCUGGACAACCUGGCAAGGCAUAGACGUGAAUUGGGCCUUCCAGCGACAACAAUUUCAUUAGGGCCGAUCAAGGGGGUUGGGACUCUAAACAGAAAACCAGAAUAUGCUGAAAACCUACUACGAUCUGGUUUGAUUGAAGCACCAGAGUCCGAGUUUAUUUAUCAUUUUGAGAGACUCAUCAAGGAACAAGAAAAGUCACCACAUUUCGACAGAAAUACCCAAGCGCAUAUUCUCACAGGCGUGGAAUAUAGCAAACAUGACCUGAGCAUGGUUCAGGUAACUAGGAUUGAAAAGGAUCGCCGUUCCGCUCUGUUGGUCACUAUUUUAGAAUCCCGUAAAGCUACAAUCGGAGAAGGUACCGCUUCGGCUGAAAUGAUGGGUGACGAAGCGUUAGAUAUCCCGGAGGACAGAAACGCGGCUAUUAUAAUCCUGGCAGAUGCGGUUGCUCAGAGGCUGGCAAAGCUACUAUUUGUUGCUUCUGAUGACAUUGAUAUCACACGCCCACUAUCACAUUACGGCAUCGAUAGUAUGUCUGGCAGCGAGAUGGUACAUUGGCUGUCCCAGAAAUUUUCUGUUGGCAUGUCUUUUCUUGAACUCCUGGACCCUAUGUGUACAUCGAAACACCUAGCUGGAGUUAUAUAUGACACUGCACAGAAGUACAAAGAGUCAACGGUAGCCAAAGACGCUGAAGCUACAGAUAUCGUUAUUGAUACAAAUGAAAACUCACAAGCGGAAGACAAUGGCACAAAUGGGGCUGGAUUACUACAUGAGGUUGAGGAGAAUCAUCAAGGCUCUGGGUCCCAUCUAGAGAUGUUUUCUACAUACCUUAAACAAGCAGUUUCGGGACCGAAGCCAGUGGCACACUCCUAUGUCUGUUCAGUGAUAAAUAAGGAUGGUGAUCAACUGUACUCCCACGCGGAAGGCUCAAUUUCACAACAUUCAAGUGAAAGGGCAGGGUUUGAUUCAGUCUACUGGAUGGCCUCAAUGACAAAAUUGAUGACAGCAAUUGCUGUCAUGCUCUGUGUCGAACGUGGUCAAAUAUCCUUAGACGAGGACAUUGCCACGGUUUUACCUGACCUAUGUUCUCUCCCGGUUCUUGACCGUGUUGAUGCCAAAGGGAAGUACUCGACUAAGACGCGCAUUAUGGAAACCUUUCCCUUGAUCUUUGAACCAGGGUCAAAUUUCAUGUACGGAUCAGGUUUUGACUGGGCUGGCGAGCUUGUUGCACGUUUAAACGGGGUGAGCCUUGAGGAGUUUUUGCAGGCUGAAGUCUGCAAGCCCUUGGGGAUGACUUCGACAACCUUCCACCCUGACAAACGCGUUGACAUGCUCAAACGACGUGUUGAAUUCUACGAACGCAACGAUGACGGGUACCUCAUGCCUGGCGCCGAAUAUACCAAACUUCCAGCGGCCCAUGAGUGUGGCGGACAUGGCCUCUGGUCGACACCACGCGACUGGAACAAGUUUGUCCACAUGAUUCUUAGUGACGGCAGACCCAUAUUGCAGCAGAGUAGCGUGGACUAG
Molecule: messenger RNA, 8517 nt
Organism: Trichophyton benhamiae CBS 112371
Lineage: Eukaryota; Fungi; Ascomycota; Eurotiomycetes; Onygenales; Arthrodermataceae
Exons: 14
Coding region: 1-8517 (2838 amino acids)
Biological process (GO): fatty acid biosynthetic process; secondary metabolite biosynthetic process
Molecular function (GO): fatty acid synthase activity; phosphopantetheine binding; oxidoreductase activity
Source: RefSeq, a predicted model, not a curated record